Messenger RNA from Pantherophis guttatus, 4555 nucleotides. RefSeq names its product tonsoku like, DNA repair protein (gene TONSL). Gene Ontology annotation, cellular component: nuclear replication fork. Lineage: Eukaryota; Metazoa; Chordata; Lepidosauria; Squamata; Colubridae. Gene Ontology annotation, molecular function: protein binding. Gene Ontology annotation, biological process: replication fork processing; double-strand break repair via homologous recombination. The record is from RefSeq and is a predicted model, not a curated record.
AAUUCGGCGCGCGGGCGACUCAAAGAGCGCCGGGAUGGGCGACCGGGAAGUGCGGCAAAUCCAGAAGAGCAAGGAGAAGGCGCAGCGGAAGGGGGACCAGAAAGAAGAAGCUGCUCUCUGCAACCAACUCGGAGAGAUUUUAGCCCGUCAUGGACGCUUCCAGGAGGCCCUGGAGGAACACAGGCUGGAACUGCAGCUCCUGGAGAGCGUGGAGGACGUCAUCGGCUGUGCGGUCGCCCACCGGAAAAUUGGGGAGUGCUUGGCUGAGCUGGAGAGCUAUGAAGCUGCCCUGAAGCACCAGCGCCGCCAUCUGGAACUGGCCUGCACUGUCUCCAAUGCGGUGGAGCAGCAGAGGGCUUGGGCCACCAUUGGCCGCACCUACAUGUUCAUGGCCGAGAAUGACCAGCUGGGGGAGGCCCUGCAGGAGGCGGAGAAAGCCUUCAUGGAGAGCUUGGCUAUUCUGGAGGAGAAGCUGGAAGGGCAGGUGCCGCAGCGGGAAGAGAGUGAGAUGAGGGCGCGGCUCUACCUGAACCUUGGCUUGAUCUAUGACAGCUUGAGGAACCCAGCCAUGCGCACCUCCUACAUCAAGAAGAGCAUCUACAUCUCAGAGCAGGCCCACCUGUCGGAGGACCUCUUCCGGGCCUACUUCAACCUGGGCAACAUCCACCUGCGGGAGAAGGAGCAUUCGCAGGCCAUGCGCUGCCUGGAGCGAGCCCGGGAGUGCGCCUGCAAGAUGAAGGAGAAAUACAUGGAGAGCGAGUGUUACGCCAGCAUUGCCCAGGUCCUGCUGGGUCUGGGGGAUUUCGUAGCCGCCAAACGGUCCCUGAAGAAGGCCUACCGCCUGGGCUCCUGGCAGCCCCAGCAGCGGGACAGCGUUGGCCGCAACCUGCGCUACGCCACGAAGGUGAGCCGCUUGCAAGAAGCCCUGGAGGAGGCAGAGGCCGCCAGCGACCUGGGGGCAGCCCUGGCAGUCUCCGAGCAACUGGGGGACCUUUUCUGCAAGAUGGGCGACUAUCGGCGGGCUGCGGAGGCCUACGAGAAGCAGCUCGGCCAUGCCAAGGCUUUAGGACGGACAGAGCAGGAACUGGCUGUGAUUCACGUCUCUUUGGCGGCCACCUUUGGGGACCUCAAGGACCAUGCCCGAGCAGUGCAGCAUUACCAGGCAGAACUGGCCCUGCGGCGUGGGAACCCCCUGGAGGAGGGCAAGACCUGGCUGAACAUCGCCUUGGCCAAGGAGGAGGCUGGCCAGAGCUACCCGGAGUUGGAGUCCUGUUUCCAAGCCGCUCUGCAGGCUGCACAAAAGGCCGGUGACCAGAAACUGGAGCUUCAGAUCUUGCGGCAUCUCCAAGCCUCCCAGCAGAGAUGCGGCUGCCCGCCGACGGCCACAGCGGAGACGUCAGCCCGUCUGCAGGCGCUCUGCGCCUCCCACGACCGUCACUCGGACGGGGAGAGCAGCGAGGAAGAGGAGCUGCACAACAGCCAGGCCUUGGAGGACAGCGACUUGGAGCUCUCCGACAGUGGUGAAGAGGAGGACAUGGAAGGCUACGGCAAAACUGUCCCUGGACGGCGCAGAAUCAGCAAGUGGAACCAGCGCAACGACAAAGGCGAGACUCUCCUGCACCGGGCCUGCAUCGAAGGGAACCUGCGCCAAGUCCAGUAUUUCCUGGAGAAGGAGCAUCCUGUAAACCCCCGGGACUACUGUGGAUACCCUCUUCACGAGGCCUGCAACCACGGGCACCUGGAGACCGUCCGCUUGCUGUUGGACCACGGCGCCACCAUCGAUGACCCGGGGGGGCCGGGCUGUGAGGGCAUCACCCCGCUGCACGAUGCCCUCAACUGCGGCCACUUUGAAGUGGCUGAGCUCCUGGUCCAGAGAGGGGCGUCAGUGAUGCUGCGCAAUGCCAAGGGCCUGAACCCCCUGGGGACCCUCCAAGCUUGGGUGCAGCUCUACGGGAAGGAUCUGGAUCCGGAGACCCGCCACCGCUGCAGGGCCAUGGAGAGCUUGCUUCGGAAAACCAUGGCAGAGCCAGGUUCCCGGCCCCCGCCUCCCCGAGGAGAGACCCCCAGCCAGCUCUUCGAUGCAGAGCUUUCCGAGUCCCAAGCACCCUGCUCUCUGAGCCCCCCUCCGAAGCCCACGGGCGCCCAGCAGCGCCAUCAAGUGGCGGAAGAGGACUACAUGGCCCCUUUGCGGCCGGUGAAGAAGAAGCAGAGGCUACUGGAGCAGACCCCGGUGGGGGAGGCAAGGCUGGCCCCUCCUGCAGACUAUCAGGCUGCCAUGCUUGGGCUGGGCAGCGCCCCUCUCCGCCUCCCUCUGAGCCCCGAGCGCCACAAGGGACCCCCCAGGCCGGCCCUGAUCCCAGAGGAGGAGUACGUGGGGGACGAUUGGCUGGAGGACGACUUGGCGCCCAGCACGGGAUCUCGCAAAAGGACCCGCCGGAGCCCAGCCGGAGCUUGGGGUUCUGGGUCGGAGGACAGCGAAGGGGGGGCUCCUUGCCAGCCCCCUGAGAACACCACCAGGAGGAGGAGGAGACCCGCCCGCCAGACUCGCCUCACCCUAGACCGGACGCUGCUGGGGAGGAGCCGAGGGGCCGGCCCCCCACCAAGAGCAGACCCUCCCGCUGAGCCCAGCGGCCUUCUGGAAGGAGCUGGCAGUAGCCCCACUCGGCGGGGAGGCAGCCCACCCUCGGGUGCCCUGCAGCUGCCGUCGCCUCCUGUCCGGGUGCGAGUGCGAGUUCAGGACAGCAUCUUCCUGAUUCCAGUGCCACAAAAUGAGGGCGAGAGCCGCCCGGUCUCGUGGCUGGCCGAGCAGGCCUCCCAGCGCUACUACCAGACCUGCGGGCUCUUGCCCCGCCUGACCCUCAAGAAGGAGGGGGCGCUGCUGGCUCCUCAGGACAGCGUCCUGGACGUCCUGCAAAGCAACGAGGAGGUCUUGGCUGAAGUCCAGUCCUGGGACCUGCCGCCCCUCCUGGAGAGAUACCGCAAGGCCUGCCAGACCCUGGCCGCGGGAGAACACCCGUUGCUGGGGAAGCUCUUGGAGCGCCAGGAAUCGGCCUCGUCCUUCAGCGUCUCCAGCAUGGCUCUUCGCCACCGCCACCUGCGCCCUCUCCUGCGGGCCCUCAAGCUGCAGGCUUCCCUCCGCCAGCUGUGCCUCUCUGGGACUGGGCUGGGGGACGACUCGGCCGAGGAGCUCCAGGCCACGCUGGGGACCAUCCCUGGGCUGAAGUGCCUGGAUCUCUCGGCCAACCGGCUGGGCCCCGACGGGCUGCAGAAGUUGGCUGCGGGCCUCCCCGGCUCAUUUACCUUCCAGAACUUAGAAGAGCUGGAUCUCAGCUUGAACCCCUUGGGUGACGGCAGCUCCCAGUCUCUGGCCUCGCUGGUCCAGGCUUGCCCUGUUUUGGGCACCCUUCGACUGCAAGCCUGCGGCCUUGGCACCACCUUCCUGGAGCCUCACUCUCUCCUGCUGGCCAACGCCUUGAAAGGAGCCGUGCACCUCAAGAGACUCACUCUGUCCCACAAUGCCCUGGGCUCCCGUGGCCUUGGGGUGCUGCUGAAAAACCUGCCCUUCGAAUCGCUGACUCAUCUGGAGAUGGGCUCCCUGGAACCCAGGGCGGGGGACCGGCCACAACUGAGGGACGCCGUGGUCAGGUAUCUGACGCAGGAAGGCUGCGUUCUGACCCACCUGGGACUCUCAGGGAAUCACCUGGAUGACGACGAUGUAUCAGAGGUAGCUAGGAGCCUCCUCGCUUGCCUGUCCUUAGUCUCGCUGGACCUGUCGGCAAACCCCGCCAUCGGCAUCCUUGGUCUCCGGACGCUGCUGGUCACCCUGGAGGAGCGGAAGCGGGGACUCCAGUUCCUUAGCCUGGCUGGCUGUUCUGUCCGUGGACCCCUGGAGACCGUCACGUGGACCAAGCUCUCCUCCCUGGUGGGUCAGCUGCAACUCUGCAGCCGGCAGCUAAGCAGGAGCGAUCAGCGGGAUGUGGCCGAGCUCUGGCACAGCCCGGCUAACACUUCCCUUCGUUCUGUCACCCGUCACCACAAACUUUUCUGCCAGAGUCUCUAGCAGAGGCAGUUUCUGAAGAGGUUGGGAGGUCGGUCGGUCGAUGGAGGACCGAGGAGUCGGGGACACGAGUGGCUGCGUGCCCCAUCCCAGGAUGGAUGAAACUCAGUGGAAAGAGUGGAAUAGCUCAGCCGACUUCAGAGGAGAUCCCGAGUUGUAGACGGGCUGUGGGUGACCGCCAACCCGGCUUGUGGAACUGAGAAUUUUGGUGCCUGCAGAGAGAAUUUGGGUGGGAGACAAAGCACCUCCUCCCUUCCGUGGACAAAGCUGCCAUUUUUUAACUAACCAUUCUUAUCCUUCUGUCCUGCUUCAAACUGUCCCGUAUUUAUUGAAUGGCUCUGCUUCUCUGGCAGGGGAUGCAAGUAGAGCUGGGGAAUGCUGCAGGCCCACCCCUCCACUUAAGCUUUGCAGGGGGAGAAGGGAGGGGAAACUUUAUUUCUAACCUUGAGACGAGGAAGAGGGAUGGUAAUCUCUUGAAUAAAUCCAAUAUAUGCCAGG